AUGGGCCAGUUUUCCUCCACAGUGGGCCGUCUGAUCUGCGGAGUCCCCCAGGGGGCGCUCCGCAGACCGGUAGCUGUACAUGGAUUAAGACUGAAAAUGAGAUGCUCAUUUCGGCGACUAAGAAGAGAGCAGUGCGUCCUUUUCCUACUCCUGUCACUGCUGGCUCUCUGUUUCCUACUAUUGAAGCAAAACGUGCCCGUUGGAUCUUUGCAUCCUACAGCUCUUCCAGAUGACAUCCAGACAUUUCACACACACAAUAUUGACUGCUCGGCCAUAUAUGACAUGGACCCGAUGGAAGUGGGUAAAUCGCUGAUCAUCAGGAGGAAACAAAAUGUGGAGGACGCAGAUGAAAAGCUGAUUAAUCUCACCAAAAACUGCUCUUUAUUCAUCAAAUCCAGAGGUUAUGACAAAGUGUGCCUCACUGAGGAGGAGAAAGACUUCCCCCUUGCUUAUUCUUUAGUUGUGCAUAAAUCUGCAGUGAUGGUGGAGAGACUCAUCAGAGCAGUUUACUCACCGAAUAACAUCUACUGUAUCCACUAUGAUCAGAAGUCUUCAGCUCAGUUUACUGCAGCCAUGGAGGGUUUAGCACAGUGUUUACCCAACGUCUUCAUCGCCUCCAAGCGAGAAACCGUCUAUUAUACAACCAUCACUCGACUAAAAGCCGACCUGAACUGUCUCUCUGAUCUUUUGGCAUCGCAAGUCAAGUGGAAGUAUGUCAUCAACCUCUGCGGCCAAGAUUUCCCCCUCAGAUCCAACAUAGAGCUGGUGUACGAACUGAAGAAGUUAAAUGGCACAAAUAUGUUGGAGACGAGUCGACCGUCUGAGCAGAAGAAAGAGAGGUUCACCUUUCACUACGAGCUGAAAGAUGUCGACUCUACGUUUAAAAAAUCCCUGGAGAAAACGGAGCAACUUAAAACCCCGCCGCCUCAUGGUAUCGAGAUGUUCGUUGGCAAUGCCUACUUCGUCUUGUCACGUGACUUUAUUGUGCACGUGGACUCCUCCGUUGUGGUGAAAGAUUUUUUGGGGUGGUCAGAGGACACUUUCUCACCUGAUGAACACUACUGGGCCACACUUGUACGACUGCCUGGCGUACCUGGGGAAGUUCCCAGAUCCCAGCCUGAUAUCACUGACCUGAUGAGUAAGACCAGGCUGGUGAAGUGGCAUUACCUGGAGGAGAACCUCUACCCACCUUGCUCAGGAGAACACGUUCGCAGUGUGUGUAUUUAUGGUGCAGCGGAGAUGUAUUGGUUACUGAACUAUGGUCACUGGUUCGCCAAUAAGUUUGACCCCACGGUGGACCCCAUUAUCAUUCAGUGCCUCGAGGAGAAGCUGAAAGAAAAACAAAAGCUUUUCCAAUCAGCGGCAUCAACAACCUGUCGGAAGGGAUAA
Scomber japonicus (chub mackerel) is the source of this 1389-nucleotide messenger RNA. Its product is annotated as beta-1,3-galactosyl-O-glycosyl-glycoprotein beta-1,6-N-acetylglucosaminyltransferase 4-like. Gene Ontology annotation, molecular function: acetylglucosaminyltransferase activity. Lineage: Eukaryota; Metazoa; Chordata; Actinopteri; Scombriformes; Scombridae. Bases 1 to 1389 code for a protein of 462 amino acids. The record is from RefSeq and is a predicted model, not a curated record. Gene Ontology annotation, cellular component: membrane. The transcript is spliced from 3 exons.